Messenger RNA from Euleptes europaea (tarantolino), 963 nucleotides. RefSeq names its product proteinase-activated receptor 1-like. Gene Ontology annotation, cellular component: membrane. The annotation marks the transcript as partial. Gene Ontology annotation, biological process: positive regulation of Rho protein signal transduction; thrombin-activated receptor signaling pathway; phospholipase C-activating G protein-coupled receptor signaling pathway. The transcript is spliced from 2 exons. Gene Ontology annotation, molecular function: thrombin-activated receptor activity. The record is from RefSeq and is a predicted model, not a curated record. NCBI's taxonomy places the organism in Eukaryota, Metazoa, Chordata, Lepidosauria, Squamata, Sphaerodactylidae.
AGCAAAGAGCACAUUGUUAUUUCAAAUGACACUGAAAGAUACUUGACCAGUGUAUGGCUGGCCUGGUUUGUUCCUGCAGUGCACACUCUUGUAGUCGCAUUGAGCCUUCCUUUGAAUCUCAUGGCAAUCCUUAUGUUUGUGGUCAAAAUAAAGCUUAAGAAACCGGCUGUCGUGUACAUGCUCAACCUGGCUUCUGCUGAUGUGCUCUUGGCGAGUGUGCUGCCUUUUAAGAUUUCCUACCAUUUCUCUGGACACAACUGGACCUUUGGACCUGAAAUGUGCCGCAUUGUGACUGCCGCCUUCUACUGCAACAUGUACUGCUCCAUACUACUGAUGACGGCAAUAAGCACUGACCGUUUCCUGGCAGUGGCGUACCCGAUGCAGGCUCUGUCGUGGCGCACCGUCAGGCGUGCCUCUGUGGUGUGCUCUGUUAUCUGGCUUGCAGCCAUAGCUGGCGUUAUACCUCUGCUCAUCACAGAGCAGACAAAGAGAAUCCCUCAGUUAAACAUCACUACCUGCCAAGAUGUGCUAGAUAUCUCUGUUGUUAUGGAGAUACUUCGUUAUUAUUUUUCCGCAUCAACUAUCGUCUUCUUUUUCGUACCAUUAAUAAUUUCUGUCUCCUGUUAUGUUUGCAUUAUAAGGAACCUUAGCUCAUCUAAAAUUACUGCUGCAAAACCUGGUAAGAAGAGGCGGGCCAUACUCUUGUCUGCAGCUGUUUUGUGUUCUUUUAUUUUUUGUUUUGGGCCAGCAAAUGUCUUGGCCUUGGUGCAAAAUGUAUUUCUUUCACUGGAUCAAAGGUUCGAGGGUCUCACUUUUGCCUACAUCCUAGCUGUCUGUAUUGGAACCAUCAACUGUUGUAUUGACCCUUUGAUAUAUUAUUAUGCUUCUUCUGAGUGUCGAAGAAAGGUCAAAAAGCUCCUGUGCUGUAAAGAGCAUUCUGAUCCAGGAAUCUGUUCACAGAGU